UUAAUAUACCUAACCUUUAAUAUAAUAUGAUUUCCACAUGUUCCACAAUGUGGCGCUGUAAUAUACUUUGUUAUUUAACAUAUUUAACUACUAUCCAGUAUUAUUUCAAAUAAAGCAAUUAAAAUGCAAUAAAAAUAAUAAAAAUUUAACAUAAAAAAAACUUUUAAUUACAGAAAUAUAUCUAUCGACAUCAAAAAUUAUUCACAGUAAUGAUAAAAUUAUAUUAGGAAUGGCGCCAAGGUGUCGCCAUUUUCAUAAAACUUUACCAAGCAGUAAAUCGAGAAGGCUGAGGGGAGGAACAAUUCCUCAAAGUGAGUGUGUGCAUCCGAAAAUUCUUGGAAAAAUUGCUAAAAAGCAAGAAUAAUGUAUUGGUCUGUGCAUCAAAAAGAAGGGGAUUGAGUUGAAUAUACAAAAAUGCAAGCUGAAAGUAUUUGCACUAAUGAUAUUGAGGGUCUGGACUCAGACACCCUUAUUCCUGUUGAAAUUCUUUCCUGUGAUGUAUCUCAUCGAGCACGUUCUCAAGAUGCCUUAUCAAUAGUGGAAUUAGGAAAGCAAUUACUUUUUAGUGCAAAAUUUGGAGACACUGAUACCGUUCGUGAUCUAAUGUGCAGAGGAGCACCAUUUACUACAGAUUGGUUGGGUACAAGCGCAUUACAUUUCGCUGCACAAAAUAAUCAUACAGAAACUGCAGAGGUUUUACUUAGAGCAGGAAUUUCAAGAGAUGCAAGAACAAAAGUGGAUAGAACACCUUUACAUAUGGCUGCAUAUGAAGGUCAUCAUCAGAUGACACAAUUACUUCUUAAUUAUGGUGCAGAUGUUGAUAGUAGAGAUAUGUUAAAAAUGACACCUUUACAUUGGGCAGUAGAAAGAGAACAUGUAGAAGUAAUGCAUGUUUUAUUAGAACAUGGAGCAGAUGCAAACGCAACUAGUAAAUUUGACAAAACACCUAUUAGUCUUGCAUUAGAACAUGAUAGAUUAGAUUUAGUAGACAUAUUACAACAAGAAAGAGAAAUUGUAGGUAUUAGAGCACAUCAACAAAAUCAAGCAAAUUCAGCAGAACUUGAAGUAGCAACCCAUAAUUUAAUACAAUUAGAAGCUGAAAGAGAAGAACAACAAAAAUUUGAACUUCCACAACAAGAAUCACAACCAAGAAGAAAAGUUACACAAGUGCAAAUGGGAAAAAAACCACGAAUGAUCUUUCAACAAAUUCAUGUUGGAACAAAUGUUGAUGUUGAACGCGAAAAAGAAAUAGAAGGUGUAGAUGAAAUAACUGAUGUGAAUAAUAUUAAUAAUACUAAAAAACGUAAAGAUAUUACAGCUAUUGGAGGAGUAAACAAACAAUUUAGAUUACUAGAAGCACAUGGAAUUACAAUGAUACCUGUAGAUAAUGAAUCAUCUAUUGUUGAAAAUGCUAUGGAAAGUGGAAGAACAGUCGUUUUAACUGAGGCAGGUAAGCUUGCCCUAAACUUAACAAGAAAUUCUUCAAUAGGAAUGAAACGACUUCAUGUUGCUGGGAAAAAAGGGACUCCUAGAAAAGUGAUAGCAAUUAGAGCAGAUCAAAUUUUAAGUCAAAAUACACCUACUCUUACAUCCAGAGGACCUAAUAUAUUAAAAAGAUCUUCUGUAGAUAAUAAAGCUGGAAAAUUGUUCAUUUCUUCUAUUUCUACUACAACGCCUGUAUCAACACUUACACAAUCUAAAAACAUAAUAUCUUCAUCAGAGAAUAAAAUCAUUAAUUCUCCUGCAAAAAUGACAGAACCAAUAAUUUUACAAUUAGAUGAUGAUAUAGAAGAAAUUACUGAAGAUGAUACAACACAUAAUAAUGAACCAGUUAUGGAUAUUGCUUUAUUGAAUAGACAAUUAGCAGAAGCACGAAGACAAGCAGCUGAAUAUCGUAAGCGGCUUCAAAAAAAAGAAGAAGAGGCUGAAAUAUAUAAACAACAACUUAAAAAUAUCACAGCGCAAAGAGUAUCUAAGUGAUUUUAUAUGAAUAUACAUUUUGUGAAUUAAGCUUCAUUUUUCAAACAGCCCUGCUUUUUCUACAAAAAAGAAUUUUCUUCAGCUUUUCAGCUUUGUAAAAGAGCUCAAUAUUUAAAAAAUUGUACUUUAUUUUAAUAUAUUUUCUUUCAUCAUUAUCUCAUCUCAAAGCAUUAUAAUGGUAUUUAUGCGAGCUUUUCAUUACUAACUGCUUACUUAUGUAUAGAUUAUUUUACGAAUCUACAAAAUUCAUUAACUAUAUAUUAUAAUACUCUUGAUUUAUAUCAGAAAAAUUGAGUUAUUUGUUUAACAGGGCAUAAUCCUAUAUUUAAUGUAUGUAUGCUUUCUAGAAGCUGCAUACAGUGUGUAUCUGUGAGUGCAUAUGUGCGACUGAGUAUGAUUUAUGCAAUAAACAAAUAUUUUUUAAAAAUAAA
Apis mellifera (honey bee) is the source of this 2411-nucleotide messenger RNA. It is a transcript of the gene Atac3, whose product is annotated as GA-binding protein subunit beta-1. The transcript is spliced from 8 exons. Gene Ontology annotation, cellular component: nucleus. Gene Ontology annotation, biological process: positive regulation of transcription by RNA polymerase II. Bases 415 to 1980 code for a protein of 521 amino acids. Gene Ontology annotation, molecular function: protein binding; transcription cis-regulatory region binding. The record is from RefSeq and is a predicted model, not a curated record. NCBI's taxonomy places the organism in Eukaryota, Metazoa, Arthropoda, Insecta, Hymenoptera, Apidae.